Exophiala oligosperma is the source of this 883-nucleotide messenger RNA. RefSeq lists its product as uncharacterized. The record is from RefSeq and is a predicted model, not a curated record. Lineage: Eukaryota; Fungi; Ascomycota; Eurotiomycetes; Chaetothyriales; Herpotrichiellaceae. The coding region runs from base 72 to 551 and encodes 159 amino acids. The transcript is spliced from 2 exons.
CCUGCUCUUUGCUAGUCUUUCGCCAGUUUGCCAGAAAGGCCAAUUAUUUGAACCAUCUCGUAUCCAAGAAUAUGGCCAACAAGACCAUCUAUCUCAUCAAAUAUCGGACCAGUUCCACUCAACGUGCACACUUUGCAAUCUAUGUUCACGAAGGGGCUUUUCCUGGAAAAGGAAUACUGAUACACGUGGUCGGUGCACCAAUGGCCGGUUUCCAGCUCGAAAUUAAGGAGAAUUACGACCUGGCUGCAACCUUGCAACAAUAUACAUCACAUCUCCUUGGACAAGUGCCUGCAUCAUCAACUGCUGCUAUUCGACAACUUGCUUCUACAGUCAGACCACCUGGAAUAAGUCAAAAUUUUAUGGCUCCAGUUGAUGGGGUUAACAACAAGCGUUGCCAAGAAUGGACCGCAGAAUAUGUCCAGCUACUCGUUCAGCGACAAUUUCUUAAUCAGACUGCUCGCCAGAUACUUCAGUCAGAGCGAGAUCCCCCAGCCUUCGGGAUUGGUCUGAACCCAGUUGGCCGAGGCCGAGGUCGCGGCAGGGGCAAUUGACGUUCAUUUGGGGAUUGUUUAAAGGGAAGCCGUUGUCGACGCGAGUUAGCGAGUGCUCUUAGAGAACUUGAUUCGUCGGGAUCUAUAGUUGAGUACGUUCUUGAAGAAGAUAACUGGAGGUGGAUCGAUGAUCGCAUAAGGAAUCACCUUCCAUCUCAUCUGUGAGGAGGUGAGAAUACCACACAUCGUUGCAGACUGAAAGGGGUCUUUUUUUCUACAAUGGAGUUGGGCGCCAAUCGAUACCAUAUUUUAGCAUCGCCUUUUUCAGGAACUCUGAAUAGCCAGGAACAAGAACGAUUUGUAUUGUACUGAACUACUGAAGGACCGGGCAU